Messenger RNA from Effrenium voratum, 2103 nucleotides. NCBI's taxonomy places the organism in Eukaryota, Dinophyceae, Suessiales, Symbiodiniaceae. The record is from the annotation of a GenBank genome assembly.
AUGGACGGCAACGAUGCUUUGAAGUUGGUGCUGCCUGCAGCAGCCUUUGCAGUGGGUGUGUCUCUAUUGCUGUACUACUGGCCAAGGCCAGCCAAGGUCUUUUUGACACGCGAGCGUAAGCGAGCCCAGGUGGCAGAUGUUGUGGAGCUGUCACACGAUACCAAGCGCGUCCGACUGUCCUUGGGCAACAAGAGCACCGUGCUAGGACUUCCGACCGGCAAGCACGUUGUGCUGUAUGCGCCAAACCCGGAGAAGUGCAUCUCCUCGGGCACCUGGAACGGUCAGCCGGAUCCCGACAAGGGCAAGCCAGAGAUUGACAGAAAGUAUACGCCAGUGACUGGCAAUGAGCUGCCGGGCUACGUAGAUUUAGUGGUCAAAGUCUACAAGCCUGGCACAGUGAAGAUGCCAGACGGCAAGGAAACCAACUGGGCAGAUGGUGGAAAGAUGGGCUUGUAUUUGGACAGCAAGAAGCCUGGCGACUGGGUGGACAUCAUGGGUCCCUUGGGAGUGAACGAGUACCUGGGCAGGGGCAUGUUCAAGCUGCCUGGAAAAACGAUCACUGUGAAGCACAUCGGCAUGAUGGCUGGGGGCACUGGCCUGACGCCGAUGCUCCAGGUGGUGCAGAAUGCCCUCAAGGACAGUGGCGACAAAUGCAACUUCUACAUGAUUUAUGCCAACAAGACAGAGAAUGACAUCCUUUGUCGGGACAUACUGGAUGACCUGGUGAAAAGCAGUGGAGGCCGCUUCAAGCUCCACUACACCUUGGAUUUCCCGCCAGCUGGCUGGAAGCACAAGAAAGGCUUCAUCACUGCGGACAUGAUCAAGGAGUGCCUGCCUCCACCUUCGCCGGACUCCCUGAUAUUGAUGUGUGGACCGCCUCCAAUGAUCGAGCACGCGUGCAAGAAGAACCUGGAGGCCGAGCUGUCGGUACAAGGUGGCCGCUUUCGCAUCGGAGCUGAGGCCCUGCACUAUGACAAAGCGCGGAUGGAGAAGUUCCAGAAGCAAAAAGCCCGCUGGAAGAGCAUCGAGAGCUACUUUUGGGACGCUGCUCGGCACAUUGCCAUGAGCAGAUACCUGGAGUAUAGCGACCCUGGGGUGAAGCUUUGCGAGCCAAUCCGUAUCAAGGAGCGGCCACCGAGGUUAGGCCUCACCUGGCUGACUGGGCCUGAAGACAGCUUCAAAGAAUAUCUCACCAAGCGGUACAAGGGCAACAGCUCAGUGUGCUGCGGAGGUCGCUUUGCUACUGGUCAAGUAUGGCCCAAUGCAGCGUCGACUUUUACGCUGACCUUCGGCCCUGGAGUCUGGUACUUCCAUUCCUUGCUGCCAAUAGUCCGCCCUGGCAUUAUCCUGACCUCGUUCAUUGGCAUCUCACAAUCAGUUCUGGGGGCCGUCAUCCUGGUGACUUUCUUCUUGGCGUCAGCCAUGAACCCGGGCAUCAUCCCGCGGAACGAGACCAUCCCAAAGGAGCUCGAGCAGCAGCUGGACCUCAGAGGGGUGCCUCGCCACCGAUUUUUGAAGAUCAGCGAAAUCACCGUGAAACAGAAGUAUUGCACGACCUGCAAUAUUUUUAGACCGCCACGCUCGAAGCAUUGCUCGUUUUGCGACAACUGCAUUCUGCGCUUCGAUCACCAUUGCACUUGGCUUGGGAAUUGUGUGGGGCUAUACAACUACCGCUACUUUGUGGUGCUGAUCUAUGCCUCCACAUUUUUCCUCCUGCAGUGCCUCUACGUGACCGGCUGCUACUUUGGCGAGAAGGCAGAGGACAAAGGCGGCCCUGACUAUGGCGUUUUGACGGUGAUCGAAGUGCUGUCCGAGGAGCUGUGCAUGGUGUUCUUCUUCAUUUAUUGCCUCUUUCUGAUGUUUGCUGUGCUGCUUCUCUCCGUGUAUCACACGGUCAUAUCCCUGCAGAACUUGACGACCAACGAGCAUGUCAAGAACUAUUACAGAGAAGGCCAAAAUCCAUUCGACUAUGGCGGGUACCACAACUGCAAGCAGAUUUAUUGCUAUCCAGAGCUGGUCUUGCCAGAAGGCGACGACAAGGUCGAGGCUGGCUACUUGCCCUUCGGGUCGUACUCGGACGGUCAGUCUUUCGAUGAGCUUUAG